AUACUGUUCACUUAAAGGGAUGACACGUCCCCCACCGCUACUUCUAGUCCAACGGACCGUUUCAUUUCGUGGUUCUUGAUAGCGAACGUCACGUGUCGGCCAAUGGCUGGGCCUUCAUAAUGAACUGGACACUAGAGGCUUGGCUGGAUGCGCAUGCGCACGGGGCGAAAAAUGAGCUUGGAAGUGAGGUGCCCCUCUUGGAGUAGUCGACUUUUAAAAAGGCUUCGACAGCCCGUGAUAUGACGACUUCGCUGGUCCUGCAUCCACGCUGGGCGGACACCUUGAUGUACGUAUACGAAAAAAGUCCGAAUGAAAACAGUCCACAUAAAAACCCAGCCAUGGAGGGACUGAGUGGGAACUGUCCUGCCACCCACUGCAGGGAGCUGAUUUCACACCCGUCACUGGGACGCCACUCUGGAAGCCUGCUGAGCCACCAGGGCUCAGUUUACCCGGACAUUCCCGCGCAAGACACGGGCAGGCAGUGUCCAGCGGCUCCGCAGACUUCCUCUGGAGCGUCGUUGGGUUGCGGUUACCCUUUUGGGAGUCCCUACUACGGAUGUCGCCUGUCACAUUCGCAUGGCGUGAACGUGCAGCAGAAACCGUGCUCCUACCACCCUGCUGAGAAGUACAGCGAGCCCAGCGGAACGCUGCCCAGCGAGGAGCUCUCCAGCCGGGCCAAAGAAUUCGCUUUUUAUCCGAGCUUUGCCAGCUCGUACCAAACUGUGCCUGGAUACUUGGAUAUGUCCGUGAUGCCAGGAAUCAGUUCGCACCCAGAACCCAGGCACGAGACUUUAAUACCAAUGGAUGGCUAUAAUCACUGGGCACUGUCAAACGGCUGGGAGAGCCAGGUAUAUUGUUCCAAAGACCAGUCUCAGUCCAGUCACCUCUGGAAGUCUCCCUUCCCAGACGUGGUGCCGCUUCAACCAGAAGUCAACAGCUACCGACGUGGCCGCAAGAAGCGCGUUCCGUAUACCAAGGUCCAGCUAAAAGAGCUUGAGAAGGAGUAUGCAUCCAGCAAGUUUAUCACCAAAGAUAAGAGGCGCCGAAUCUCCACAGCCACCAAUCUUACCGAACGUCAAGUCACAAUCUGGUUCCAGAACCGACGUGUAAAGGAAAAGAAGUUCGUCUGUAAAUCAAAGUCCAGCACCCACAUGCAUGCCACCUGAUUCCAGUUAAUUUCCUGCUAUACCAAACGAUUCUGUUGAGAUAUUUAUAUGAAAUCUGUCAAGCUCGAUGUAGUUAGGGACCUCUACUUCCCUUUGUCCAUCUUAGAGGAAUAUGGCAAAAUAAACCUCAGUUUGUGACAAAAUAGUUAAAUCUGAAAUACAUUGAUGAACUUGAUGAAUUGAUGAACACACACAUGGGGUGCUUUACAGAUUUCUUUGAGGACUUUCUUAACUUUUGUUAAGAAAAAACAUUUAAUAUACCGUUUCAAAGACAGUCUGAUCACAAAGAUGUUGAAGCAAGGCUGCUAUUGUGAGAUUGUACAGUACCACGCAUUAUUAUUUAAUAAAGACUCUCUGGUGCGAAAUGAUUUGUAAAUUGCUUCUAUUUUAUGAUCAUCCCAUUCACGUUCUCUUAGAGAAAAAUAUUUCUUGGUCAUAAAACUGGAAUGUUUGUUUUUGCCUUGUGGAUAUUAAAGAGUAUUGUAUUAAUGCACGUUUUUCUGUCUGUAUUUAUGUGGUCUUUCUUACCCAUGUGCACCGUCCUUACGAGCAGGUUUUUAUUCUGAGUUUUUGGUCUUGUUUUAUUAAGAUUAUAUGUUGUGCAUGUUUGUCGAAAAUAUAUUAAAAUAAAAUAUUACAAAACACCA
Messenger RNA from Astyanax mexicanus (Mexican tetra), 1813 nucleotides. Its product is annotated as homeobox protein Hox-C13a-like. Bases 240 to 1166 code for a protein of 308 amino acids. Lineage: Eukaryota; Metazoa; Chordata; Actinopteri; Characiformes; Acestrorhamphidae. Gene Ontology annotation, molecular function: DNA-binding transcription factor activity, RNA polymerase II-specific; RNA polymerase II cis-regulatory region sequence-specific DNA binding. The transcript is spliced from 2 exons. The record is from RefSeq and is a predicted model, not a curated record. Gene Ontology annotation, biological process: regulation of transcription by RNA polymerase II.